Messenger RNA from Gavialis gangeticus (Gharial), 1776 nucleotides. RefSeq names its product rho guanine nucleotide exchange factor 19-like. NCBI's taxonomy places the organism in Eukaryota, Metazoa, Chordata, Crocodylia, Gavialidae. Gene Ontology annotation, molecular function: guanyl-nucleotide exchange factor activity. Bases 91 to 1776 code for a protein of 561 amino acids. Gene Ontology annotation, biological process: activation of GTPase activity. The transcript is spliced from 12 exons. The record is from RefSeq and is a predicted model, not a curated record. Gene Ontology annotation, cellular component: nucleus; cytoplasm.
UACCUGCUGGACAAGGACGGGGAGCUGCGGAGACCCCGGGAGCAAGCCCUGACCAGCCGCCCUCGUCCUGCCAGGCCGCGCAUCGCCCCCAUGGACUUCUUCUGCCGGAAGCGCACGCGGUCGGACUCCCCGCCCAAGGCCACGCUGCCCGUGAAGAGACACGCGUCCUGCCCGCUGACCCACCGGGGCACCCGGGCGGACGGACGCCAGGACCGGGGCUCCUUCCUGGCCGGGCUAUUCCGGGCCAGGCCCCCCGCCAGCACCCGCCGGCUCCCUGCACCCGGCGUGGAGCUGGGAGCCGAGGAGAGCGUCCCGCUCCUGGGGGGCAGCUCUGAAGGAGAGGUUUGGCCUGAGCACAGCGAGGCCCCUGGCAGCCUGCCCUCGGUGCCCACGGUCCAGCUCGGCGAGGGGAGCAGGCUGCAGGCGCCAGGUCCCGGGCACAAGGCCUUGCACGGCUCCCUGGACAACCUCCCCGCGGCGAUGGCUAGGUCCCUGCAGCAGACCCGCAGGAAAGAGAAGAAGGAGAAAUGGAGGGUGGACCCCAAGGGUGUGGAGACGCCGCUCCUCUCCCAGGACUACUGGGUGAAGCAGCUCCAGGCCAUGGGGCCGAAGCCCAAGGACUGGUCUUUCCGGGUGGAUGCCAGCCUGACCCUCGCCGGCCUCCUGUCCUCGUCUCUGCUCAGCGCUGCUUUCCACGCAGCCCCCCGUGACUACGGCGUCUCCUGGCGGGACCUCCCCGAGGUCAAGAGCCGGCGGCUGCUGGAGAGCAUCACGCCCCAGCAGCACCGUUUGCAGGAGGCGCUGUUCGAGGUGAUCACGUCGGAGGCCACCUACCUGCGCAGCCUCGGGGUGGCCGUGAGCCACUUCCGGAGCUCGCGGCCCCUGCAAGCCGCGCUGGCCGCGACGGAGCUGCACCAACUCUUCUCCAACCUGCCCCAGGUGAAGGGCGUCAGCGACAGGUUUCUCCUGGAGCUGGAGGAGGAGCUGGACAAGGACAUCUUCCUGGCGGGGCUGGGGGCCGUGGUUUUGAGGCACUGCCCGGCUUUCCGCAGGGUCUACAUCCCCUACGUCACCAACCAGAUGUACCAGGAGCAGCUCGUGCAGAAGCUGAUGCAGGAGAACGGGCGGUUCCUGCAAGUCCUGCGGAGGCUGGAGGGGCAGGCGGUGUGCCGCCGGCAGCCCCUCAAGUCCUUCCUGGUGCUGCCCUUCCAGAGGAUCACCCGCCUCAAGAUGCUGCUGGAGAACAUCCUGAAGCUGGCCCCCGCAGGCUCCGAGCUGGGGGAGUCCAUCGGCGCUGCCCUGAAGGCCGUGGGAGAGAUCGUGUCCGAGUGCAACGAGAGCGUGCGGCGCAUGAAGCAGACGGAGGAGCUGGUGCUGCUGGAGAAGCAGGUGGAGUUCCUGAAGACCAAGGCCAUCCCACUCAUCAGCCGGGGACGCUGGCUAGUUCGGGCCGGGGAGCUGACCCACAUCCUCCCGCAGGACGGCGGCGCGGGGUCUCGCCUCCGCCUGAGCAAGAAGCCCAUCCACCUGCACCUCUUCAGUGACCUGCUGCUGCUGUCCCGGCGGAGGGAGGAUGGCCGGUUUUCCGUCCAGGACUACGCCAGCGCCAACCACGUCGAUGCGGAGCUCCUCGAGGCCGACUUCACCUUCCGCCUCCACCUCUCCCACAACCACCGCGGGGCCAGCACCGAGUACCUCCUCCGGGCCGCCAGCGCGAGCGAGCGGCAGGAGUGGAUCUCGCUGAUCGCCCAGCAGGCCAGCCCCGCGCCGUCGUGA